Messenger RNA from Pararge aegeria (speckled wood butterfly), 1064 nucleotides. It is a transcript of the gene Naa40, whose product is annotated as N-alpha-acetyltransferase 40. Gene Ontology annotation, molecular function: histone H2A acetyltransferase activity; protein N-terminal-serine acetyltransferase activity; histone H4 acetyltransferase activity. The record is from RefSeq and is a predicted model, not a curated record. Gene Ontology annotation, cellular component: nucleus. Lineage: Eukaryota; Metazoa; Arthropoda; Insecta; Lepidoptera; Nymphalidae. The transcript is spliced from 5 exons. Bases 162 to 839 code for a protein of 225 amino acids.
UUUGUCAAUAUUUGGAGGUUAGGUACCUUUGUUUACGUUCUGUGUUUAUAUUCCCGCCUCUUCCGUUUUUAAUAUAAUUGAUAUUCCGAACAUCCAGUGAUUAUAUAUUAUCACACUAGUUAGUCAGAGCAAAUCAACAAAUAAAUAUCGGUUGCCUCAAAAUGGGUAAAAAGUCAACUACCUCGGUAAAUAAAAGCAAAGAAAAGCGACAAGCUAGAAAAUUAGAACAGCAUCGUAUAGCCGAUGGAAUGUCCUUCGUAACAGCAGCUAACAAGCUGAAAGACUUGGCUCCUCUGUGCAAGGAACUGUUAGUGUACAGUAAUUUGGAAAUUGUGAUUGAUAUGAGCAUACACAGAGUCACAGAACUUGAUAAAGAAGUGCUGUACUGGGCUAUUGAUCUUACAGAAAGGAAUAUGAAAAAAUUAUAUGAAACCUGUGUCUGGGGUUGGAACAAGGAGCGCAAAGUGGAAGAGAUGUCAGAUGAUGCAGCCUGGUACCUCAUCGCCAGAGAUAACAACAAAAAACUGCAGGCAUUCUCACAUUUCAGAUUUGAUAUGGACUUCGGAGAACCUGUACUUUACUGUUACGAGGUUCAAAUAGAAGAGGGUGAGAGGCGAAGAGGGCUCGGCCAGCAUCUAAUGCGGGUGCUCGAAAGACUGGCGCAGGCGACGCACAUGCGUUGCGUGCGUCUCACCGCGCUAACGCACAACCCGUCGGCUGCCGCCUUCUUCAAGGCUUGCGGGUACAGCAUAGACGAGACCAGUCCGUCCAAAGAAGAUAGUGCGCACUAUGAAAUUCUAAGCAAAGCCACAGACAACACGGAAGAGUGCGUCGCCUAGAUAUUGUCCCGGAUCUACGAUUAUUUCGAGCCGGGACCAAACUUGACAUUACCGCCUCUCUCCAGCGUUGAAUAAUCAUUCACUCACUAAAUAAAUAUACUGGGAGGAUUUUUAUAUUUUUAUAGAGGGGAUUCCCCUGGAAAAUGUGUCACACACUCUGGAAAUAAAAUUCAAAAUGUUGAUUCAAAUUUGGUUUCCAAAAUCAAGUAAAAAUAUUAAAAAACA